This is a messenger RNA of Trifolium pratense (red clover), 429 nucleotides long. RefSeq lists its product as uncharacterized. The transcript has a single exon. Bases 1 to 429 code for a protein of 142 amino acids. Lineage: Eukaryota; Viridiplantae; Streptophyta; Magnoliopsida; Fabales; Fabaceae. The record is from RefSeq and is a predicted model, not a curated record.
AUGGAUCGUGUGUGGAAGAAAGUUAAAGGUUGGAAAGAGAGAUUCUUAUCUAGAGCAGGUAAAGAGACACUAAUCAAAGUUGUGGCACAAGAAAUUCCUAACUACAUUCUUAGUUGUUAUAAAAUGCCGGUGGGAUGUUGCAAGGAUAUUAAUUCUAUGUUGGCCAAAUUUUGGUGGGGGUCGAAUGAGGAAAAAAGAAAGAUUCAUUGGAUGGGUUGGGAGAGACUCUCUAGAGCUAAAAAUGAUGGUGGCACUGGCAUGGGCUUCAGAGGUAUAGAAGAGAUCAACAAAGCCUUGCUUGGGAAGCACUGUUGGAGACUAGCUACCGGAGGAUCAUCUUUACUUGAGAAAAUUUUCAAAAGUCGAUACUACCCAAACAAUGAUUUCAUGUGUGCUAAUGAAGGGUAUCAACCUAGUUAUGCUUGGUGA